Molecule: messenger RNA, 492 nt
Organism: Darwinula stevensoni
Lineage: Eukaryota; Metazoa; Arthropoda; Ostracoda; Podocopida; Darwinulidae
Source: the annotation of a GenBank genome assembly
AUGCAAGGGCUUUGCGAGGGGAAAGCCUUUGGUUCCUCUGAUGCAACACUUCAACGCUUCCUUCGACGCUUCCUUCGACACAUGUGCCGCACAUGUGACACGUGCCGCAGGAACUUGAUUUCUGGCGCCGGCAGCGCCACGGGAGAUGAAAAUAAGAAAAUUCAUCUGAUGGAUGGAGUGACAACCGGAAUCGACAGGGCGAAAAAGGACCGAACGCGGGAAGAAACCGAGGAAGCGGAAGAAGCGAAGGUAGCAGAAGGAGUGCGAAUACCCGAAGAACUGAGGAGAGCCGAAGAACUGCGGAGAGCAGAAGUGUGGACAGCGGAAGACGCGAAGAAGCGACGGAAAGCGAAGAUGGACUACCUGAACAUGAAGCACAGCGGCUACGGCAUCCCGAACCCCCUGGCCCAGUGUCCCCCCUCCCUGGAUCCCAUGAGGCACAACCACAUGAAUUACGCCGCAGGUGAAUCCCCAUUCACUCACGUUCCAUAA